Andrographis paniculata is the source of this 1175-nucleotide messenger RNA. RefSeq names its product E3 SUMO-protein ligase MMS21-like. The record is from RefSeq and is a predicted model, not a curated record. Gene Ontology annotation, molecular function: zinc ion binding; SUMO ligase activity. Lineage: Eukaryota; Viridiplantae; Streptophyta; Magnoliopsida; Lamiales; Acanthaceae. The transcript has 8 exons. Bases 222 to 974 code for a protein of 250 amino acids. Gene Ontology annotation, cellular component: Smc5-Smc6 complex; nucleus. Gene Ontology annotation, biological process: protein sumoylation; double-strand break repair via homologous recombination.
AUUCUUUCACUAUUUGCUGUAAUAAUUUUUUCAAUGCCUGCUGGUAUUGUGUUUAGGGCUCUAAAUGUUUAAUGUUAGUUGUAAUAAAUUGCGUCGAUUUUAGAUUGAUCAGAAGGGCUGAAGUUUAUCGUUUUAAUUUUUGUUGGCUUUGUGCAUUCUUUUAUGAAUCGUUCCCUCCAAACAAUCGAGUCAGGUGUAAAGUUUUCACUUAAAGAGCUGCAAUGGCGUCCACUUCUACUCCUCAUGCCAACAUGGCCGCAGGAAGAAUGUCAACCGCGGCUUCGACACUUUAUGCAGACAAUCAGACGCUCAUUACUGAAAUUAGAAAGGCUGUGAUGAUGAUGAAAGAUGUAGGGGUCGACUUUGAGAGGGACAGCAACUCUGAAAUGGUGAAAGUUCUUGAAAAUGGUGUUUCUGAAUUAAUGAAAGCUUCAGAUGAAUGCACUCAGCUUUCCCAUGCUAUACAGUCUAUCAAAAAUGAAUACCAGCCUGGUGCUGAGCUAACCGAUUUCACAAAGCUGUUUGAUGAGAAAAUUAAAAGAUUUAAGAAGGAUUCGUCCUGUGUCUCAGGGAACCAGACAUUGCUACGGCAAUUCCGUGAAGCUAUCUGGAAUGUUCAUCAUGCAGGGCAGCCUAUGCCAGGUGAAGAGCAGGAGGAUAUAGUAAUGACUAGCUCACACUGCAAUCUUUUGAAUAUGACAUGCCCACUGACUGGAAAACCUGUCGAGGAAUUAGUAGAGCCUGUCCGAAGCAUGGACUGCAAGCACAUAUAUGAGAAGCAACACAUCAUUCAGCGGAUCAGGUCCAAAGUUGCACAGGGUCAAUGCCCGGUAUCAGGUUGUCCUAGAAGGCUGCAGGCGGAUAGAGUGGUGUGCGACGCUUUGUUGCUUAUAGAGAUCGAGGAAAUGCGAUCUAUGAAACAACAAGAAGCCCGCAAUGAUGCAAUAGAAGAUGUUACGGCGGCUGCUGAUUGAUGAAAACAAUUAGGUAAUGGAGACUACUUCUGCUCAUUCUUGUAAAUUUAUAGCUGUUUGGUAGUUAGUUAAUUGGUGAUUUACACUUAUGUUCUUCUUUUGGCCAGAUUUAAUCUUGAAAGGUUGUUUAUCAUGUGUCAUUUAUUUUGCUGUUUAUUGACUGACUGAGUGACAUUAUGGAAUUCAUUUCUGCCCUGGUGU